UACAGACCGGAAGUGGGGAGCCGGCUCUUGUCAGUCACUCGGGGGUCGGGUCGAUCCACCUCGCGUCUUGUGCGACUAGACCAGAGGCCGCCGCUGCGUCGUGUGUGUACAGGGCUGCAGGCAACAAGGCAACCAAGGUCGCGUAUAAAACUUUAGUCAUUAGUUAGGUCAACACCUUUUUUAGAAAAUUGAUUUAAAACAAAACACUAUAUUAUAAACAUGGAUGAUAUGAAUUGUCACAUGGUCACUAAAGGAGGAGAAGACGGCGAUGACGAGCGGGCAGGAGACGUCUGUCUUCAUCCACGUUUUCCAGUUCUGUUACUAAAGAAAAGGAAGUUAAUCCUUCACGUGGACUUGAAUAACACCAUCCUGGUAUCAGAUGCAACCACAGGUCAGGGUCCCAGAGCUGCGCUAAAUUCCCAUCUGUGCGCCGUUGCCUGGGGCCGUCUAAGUGACUCUGGUGAGUGGCAGUUGAUCAGUGAUCAGCCUUCAGUGAAACCGCCAUGUGAAGACGCAGUCGACUACUGCACCCACUUUGGCCGCGAUGUGAAAUUCAUUGACCGUGAAAUCGGACACCACUUUCGAGGGGUCUUCAGUGACCACCUGAGGCUGCUGGAGUGGCAGGGGGAAGCUGAUGAGAGGUUCACACAACAAGGUGAGGAUGGGAAGGACUAUAACUGGAUCCUUCCCUCCUUCUUCCACAUGCUUGAGAGCCUGCACCUACAAGGGAGGGAGUUCUGCGUCAUACUGCGGACAUUCGGGUGCGAUCUUCCUCAGGUGCUGCAGUCCAUCCACGCAGCAUUACAGGGGAAACACCCAGAGUUCCCUCAUCUGCAGCAAGUGCCGCUCGCUACAGAUCUCACUCCAGGAAGAAUACGCUGCAGCAAGAGAGACGUUGUCCUGACCCGUGGGUCUGAUCGCAUAUCUACCAGGACAAAGGAGAGGAAUAUCUACCAGUAUUUCAGCAGCCUGGUUGGGGUUGGAGGCUUUCAGGACCACUUUGAUUGGUGGGCAAGAAAUAAUUUUUCAGGCUCCGGAGGAAAGCCGUUCUGGAUCGACCCGACUGACUGUAAUACUCAGCACAUCUUCAUAGAUGACAACAUCCGGCUAAGCGAACGCAAUACAAUUGUUAAUUAUCGGGUGCUUUUGGAGAACAAGGGCAAGAAGGCCAGAAGGGCUCCCACCUCGGGGCUUUACGACAUCUGCUUGGUGCAGACGGAUCUCCUCAGGGCCAUCGCCGAGAAGGAUUAUUUUCUAGACUGUGUCAGACUCUGCGAGGAGAACUAUGAACGAUAUCUCAGAGACUUUCAGGUGGAAUAGAGCGAAGUUUUACUUCUACAGCAUCAGCCGCCGUACGGCUAUUUAUUUUCAGAUUUCUGUGGAUGGUAAGAGAUGGGGUGCACCAACCCAAAUUGGGUUUAUCAGGGUUUUUUAAGGAGUCUUCCGAGAUUUUUAUACUGAUGAGCUUGAUGUGUCAUCAAUAUCUGAUCUGUUAGAGGUCCAGUACUCGGGGCCCCCGCUGAUCAGUUAUUUGAGAGCUUGCAGUAGCUCCGCGCCCUUCUCACAGCUUACCCUAGACCAGUGAUGUCCCGUUCAUCGGUCACAUGGCCUAGGUACAGCUCAGUCCUAUUAAAGUGAAUGGGGCUCAGCUGCGAUACCAAGUACAUCCACUGUACAAUGUACGGCGCUGUGCUUGGCGAGCUGAGAGGAGGCUGCUGCGAACGUCGGCGCCUUCUCAAACAUCUGAUCGGUGGGGGUCCUCAGUGUCGAACACCCACCAAUCAGAUAUUGAUGACUUAUCAAUAGGAUAGGUCAUCGGUAUAAAAGUCUCGAAAAACCCUUUUAAUGCUGAUGUCCUAUUCAUGGGAUGGGUCAUCAGUAUCAGGUCGGUGGGACCGCCACAGAUCAGCAGUUUGAAGAGACCAUGGUACAUCGGUGAGCGCUGCAGCCUCUUUCUCGUCAGUGACGUCACAUGGUUUAAUGGCAGCCCGGCCCCUUUGAAGGCUGCAAUACCAAGCACAGCCACUAUCCAAAGGACAGCGCUGUGAGGAGCUGAUUGGUGGGGUGCCUGGACUCUUGACGAUAAGGGUACUUUCACACUUGAGGCAGAGUAUUCCG
Molecule: messenger RNA, 2118 nt
Organism: Bufo bufo (common toad)
Lineage: Eukaryota; Metazoa; Chordata; Amphibia; Anura; Bufonidae
Exons: 6
Coding region: 220-1320 (366 amino acids)
Source: RefSeq, a predicted model, not a curated record